Messenger RNA from Glycine soja, 1035 nucleotides. RefSeq lists its product as uncharacterized. The record is from RefSeq and is a predicted model, not a curated record. The transcript has 6 exons. Lineage: Eukaryota; Viridiplantae; Streptophyta; Magnoliopsida; Fabales; Fabaceae. Bases 1 to 1035 code for a protein of 344 amino acids.
AUGGUUAGGACUAGAGGAUUAGGUCGUGCCUUAGGUCAUGUUACUGGCAGAGGUGUGGGCCGAGGAGAUCGUGAUGAUUCCAAUGAUGCUCCGCAGUGUCGAAGGCCUACCACAUCUGCACGGAGGCAGCGAGUCCCUGUGACUGUGGCGCACGAUGAGCCAGUGGUCCUUGUGCCAGAUGUAGAGGCUCACGUAUUUCCAGAUGACCCGAUGGCACCAGCUGAUGUAGAGGACACUGGGGCAGACAUUCCUGCAGACAUAGGCGUGCUGGCUAUUGAGGAUGAGCAUGAGGGAUUUCUGAGUGGUCCGAGCGACCCAUCCAUGCUGACCCAGUAUGCGGAUCACGUUGCUUGCAGCGUAUGGAUGGUAGAGGAGCGUCCUAAGUUGAAGUUAUCCUCUCACGGGAGGAAGGUCCAUAGUUUAGGCAGGCAUGUCCCUGCCAUUGAGGGACUAGUUGUUGGGACAGGACUAAGUCCUCUGAUUGCGUGUUUGUCCUUACACGUGGAUGAUGCGGUUCAGAUGCUGGUGGACUUAUUGAUGGUCUCUGCAGAGGCUGCUAGGGCUGAGACAGGGCAGUGUUGUGGACCGUACAGUGCAACCAAUGUGCAUGUUGUGUAUUUGGAGGCCCUUCGUGACCUCAGUCAGACCGGGAGGUACACCUGGGGAGUGGCUACUCUGGUGCAUAUGUACGACCAGCUCAACGAUGCCAGCCGACAGCUUGGUGGUUACAUCACACUACUGCAGUCGUGGAGUCCACUACUGAUCAAGACUACGGUGAGGAUUCCCCGCAUGCGUGUAGAUGGAUUGCGACGAAGAAGACUUCUCCUGCGCUGGGGGCCUGUUGCUGUUUAUUACCGACCAGAGAGGGUCGUGGGACAGUUUAGAUUCACCCAAACCAUUCUUGCUUCGCCUGUCGAUUCAUGGGUGUCGUAUGAUGAUAUACACGACAGGUGGAUGCACUACUUGGAUCAUAUGGUUCUAGCAAGUAAGGUAUGCGUUGUGCCAGGUCAGUGUGCUAGUGACUACACGAACUGA